AUGAAAACUGUUUUUUAUAUUUUCAAUAGAAAACGAAAAAUAAUUGUACGUAAUGAUAGUGAAAAUGAAAAUAUUGAAACAAAUAAACAUAAUGAACAACAAUUAUCUGAUAAUGAAUUAGAUGAUAAUCAAAGUGAAAAUGAUGAUAAAUAUAAACGAAAAUUAACAUUGAAAAAAAACAAAAAAUGUUUUAUUUAUUUAUUUUUACAGAUAUCUCAUCGACAAUCUGAAUCAACUGGUCGAUAUAAAUCAAAAGCAACUAUUUCAACUGAAGAAGAAGAAGGAGAAGAAGUUGAAGAUAAUAAUGAAGGAUCGGCAGCUGCUGAAGAUGAACAAGAAGAAGGUAAUGAAGAAAAUGCUGAAGAUGACGGACAAGAAGAAGAAGAAGAAGAGAAAGCACCUGAAGAUAUUGACGUCAGUGAUGAUGAAGAUUAA
Messenger RNA from Rotaria sordida, 435 nucleotides. The record is from the annotation of a GenBank genome assembly. NCBI's taxonomy places the organism in Eukaryota, Metazoa, Rotifera, Eurotatoria, Philodinida, Philodinidae.